AUGCCUUCGAUCUCCAGCAUCGCGUACUACCUCGUCCACAUCUCCGAACUACGCGCGAUCAUUCAAUGGUAAGCAGUCAUGAUGAUCAGCCAUUCUUCCGAGCCAGGUGCUGACUAGCGUCAGGAAAACAUGGCACAAUCCUGUCCACGAGCGCGACGAGAGCAAAGAGGGACCAGACCUCAAGGAGUGCUUCCGCUUCCUCAACAUGACCUCGCGGUCAUUCUCGGCUGUCAUUCAAGAACUGCAUCCUGAGCUGCUGGUGCCAGUAUGUCUCUUCUACCUCAUACUACGCGGCCUGGACACCAUCGAAGACGAUAUGACCAUCAGCGUUCCCACCAAAGAGCCCCUGCUCAGGAAUUUCCACCAACACAUCGAGGACGAGAGCUGGACAUUCGAUGGCAAUGGACCUGAUGAGAAGGACAGAGAGCUGCUGGUCAAAUUUGACUGUGUAGGCAGGGAGUUCAAUAAGAUCAAAGAGGAGUAUAGGAUCAUCAUCAAGGACAUCACAAAACGCAUGGGCAACGGCAUGGCAGACUACGUGAAGAAUGCAGAUCAUAAUGCCAACGGCGUCAAGACCAUCAAGGAUUACGAGCUGUACUGCCACUAUGUCGCAGGUCUGGUCGGCGAGGGUCUGACACGGUUGUUUGUUGAGGCGAAGCUAGCAAACCCGGCACUCUUGCAGAGACCUGAGCUUAUGGAGUCCAUGGGUCAAUUCCUGCAACAGACGAACAUCAUUCGAGACAUUCGGGAAGACCACGAGGACAAGCGAUAUUUCUGGCCGAAGGAGGUUUGGUCCAAGUACGUGACCAAAUUUAGCGACUUGUUCCUGCCUGAGAACCGGGAGAAGGCACUACAAUGUAGCAGCGAGAUGGUGCUCAUUGCAUUGAACCGAGCAGACGAAUGCCUGUUCUACAUGGCUGGAGUCAAGGAACAGUCCGUCUUCAACUUUGUUGCCAUACCACAAUCGAUGGCUAUUGCAACGCUGGAGCUUUGCUUCCAGAAUCCGGCAAUGUUUGAGCGCAAUAUCAAGAUCACCAAGGGCUCAGCAUGCCAAUUGAUGACCGAGUCCACACAGAACUUGCAGAUGGUCUACGAUGUGUUCAGAAGAUACGCGAGGAAGAUCCACAAGAAGAACAAGCCCAGCGACCCGCAUUUCCUGGACAUCAGCGUGGCUUGCGGCAAGAUCGAAAGAUUUAUCGAAGGCAUCUUUCCAUCGCAGACACCACGAACACUACCCCCUGGCGCCGAGCAGACCGUUGCAGUGGAUUCAGAAGCAGAGGCUAAGAGGAAGGCUGAGGAGGCGGAGGCGAAGAAAGAUAUGAUGUACAUCGCUCUGGCCAUCUUUCUAACACUGGGUAUAAUCACUGCGUGCAUGGUAAGUGCUCAGUUUCCCCUUGAAUCGGCACCGAUUUCGACUGACACGUCGCGAUAGCUUGGCGCGGCCUGGUUCUUUGGCGCUCGCUUCGACCUCGCUUUCGCCGAGCUGAGGAAGGGCAACCUAUCUCCACCCAAGAGCUCAGGGGCUUUGGAGAGCACGGCAAGCCAAUACGAAGGCCACGGCGAGCUGUGA
Molecule: messenger RNA, 1570 nt
Organism: Lecanosticta acicola
Lineage: Eukaryota; Fungi; Ascomycota; Dothideomycetes; Mycosphaerellales; Mycosphaerellaceae
Source: the annotation of a GenBank genome assembly